AUGUUCUUCCUCUCCCGACGCUGGAAGCCCAACAAGUGGCCCUUCUACGUUCUGUUGGCUCUGGAAUUGCCACUGACCAUUGCCCUGUUGGCAUUGUUCGGCAUCGCUUCCCCCAAUACAUAUCGGACCAAGCUGUGGCAGGAUGGCGCCGAUAAUGGCUUCAAUUCAAGCCCGACCACGGGAUUGUAUGCUGCGGCGAACUAUAGACCAUAUACAACUCCCAGAGUUUGGUCGCAAUUUAUAACCGACUACAAUGUUGUGAUUUCGGUCUUCUCCAUGUUCGUUAUGCUGGUCAAAUCCGUUAUGUAUAUGCUUCAUGUCUUUCCUCCUGUUCUCUCCGCUUUCGUCCACGCCGUCCUCAUUGCCCUGUACACCGUUUCUGUCGAUUAUCAAGCCGGCAGCGACACCACUGAUCCCGACCAUCCUCAAAAUGGCCCUCCUUGGUAUAUCACCAAAUCCUGCAGUGUGGCUCAUGAUAAGAGCUUGGUUGGUUAUUGCACACAAGCCAAAGCCAGCUUUGCUUGCACUUGCACCAUGCUGGGGAUUUUUGCCAUCUAUUUUGGCUUUGCAGUCUGGUCGUGCUUUCCCUCGAAGCAACAACGGGAGGAAUACGCGGAGAAAAAGAGACUCGAGGCUGAGAGAUGGGCUAAAUUCGAGGCCAUUGAAGAUCCUGCUACUGGCGAGGAGAGGGUGGCAUACCCUACCCCUGAAACUCCGGGUCUCCAGGCGGGAUUGAAUCCCAUGACUCCUCGAACGCUUGCGUUCAACACACUUGGAGGUACCAAGGAUUUGCCGCUCCGAAAUCAUUUCAGCUCACCAAAUGCUCCGACAUCACCCUCCUAUGCCAUCAGAAGCCCCGACUUACCCCGAAGUCCAAUGAGUCCGGGUUUCAUUGAACGAGCGGGCACGGAACCUCAAAAUGGAAAAGCGGUCGCGACCGAUCCCAGCCCCAGCACGAAUCCACCUAACCUAUAUUUCCCUCCUCCUCCAAAGACAUCGAAGAAGUGA
Molecule: messenger RNA, 1008 nt
Organism: Rhinocladiella mackenziei CBS 650.93
Lineage: Eukaryota; Fungi; Ascomycota; Eurotiomycetes; Chaetothyriales; Herpotrichiellaceae
Exons: 2
Coding region: 1-1008 (335 amino acids)
Source: RefSeq, a predicted model, not a curated record